Messenger RNA from Hypanus sabinus (Atlantic stingray), 4778 nucleotides. It is a transcript of the gene mkks, whose product is annotated as MKKS centrosomal shuttling protein. The record is from RefSeq and is a predicted model, not a curated record. Lineage: Eukaryota; Metazoa; Chordata; Chondrichthyes; Myliobatiformes; Dasyatidae. Gene Ontology annotation, cellular component: kinociliary basal body; nucleus; cytoplasm. Gene Ontology annotation, biological process: protein folding; intracellular transport; chaperone-mediated protein complex assembly. Gene Ontology annotation, molecular function: ATP hydrolysis activity; ATP binding. The transcript is spliced from 4 exons. The coding region runs from base 1 to 1719 and encodes 572 amino acids.
AUGUCCCGCAUUGUACCGAAAGUAUCAUCCACGUGUAGUUCUGGACCCUUAGAUAGCAAUGUGCUUUGUCAAGCACUUUCUGUUGUCAGAGGAAUUGUGGAAUCCUGUUAUGGCCCUUUUGGUAGACUAAAACUAAUACAUAAUGCUGUUGGAGGCAACGUUAUAACCACAUCACACUCUUCAGUCCUUUUGGGUAAUCUUUCUCUGUCCCAUCCUGUGAUAAAGCUGCUAAUAGCUUCUAUGUUGAAUCACAUUUCUCGAUUUACUGAUUCUGGACUAUUUGCAACAAUUCUAUGCUGCAAUUUGACUGAAAGUGCAAAACAACUUAAUGUACCAACAAAUCACAUAGUCAAAAUCCAGAAAGAUCUUCUGGAUAUUUGCAUCAGCUAUCUGAGUUCUGAGGAUUGUAGCUGCAAAAUACAAAUAGAUUUUAGUAACACAAAAAUGUUGCUUUCACUUGUUGGCACAGUGAUAAAUAAACCCACUUGCAUGUUGACCAUCAAAGAAACUGACUACAUCAGUUCAAUGGUGUUAAAAGCAUUCUUCCAUACAAUUCCUUCAGUAAUUGGAGAUAACAUAACCUUGGGAAAGAUGCUGAUUGUUCCUAUUGAGGGACAAAAUGUUACUGACUCCUGUGUACUUCAUGGAAUCCUUAUAGAAAUCUUUGCAUCUUGUUCAAUGAAAAUUGAUACUGCAAAGUUGACAUUUGGUUGUAUUAAGAUUGCAAUAUUCAGUGUCUCCAUGUCAGGAGAUGUUGUUGACAGUGGGAAUGGGCAUUGGGAGGUGGCAUCGGGUUUUUGCCCAGAAGAUGAAUCGCUUGUACAGCUGCUGAAGGUGGGAGAACAGCUUGUUUGUGAUCAAGUUCAUCUUGUGGUCUGCCAGAAAGUAAUUCAUCCAGUUCUAAAACAAUAUCUCCAGGAGCAACAUGUAAUAGUGGAAGAUCGCCUCGGAAUUGCCCUAAUGGAGCCACUAGCCCAAAUGACAGGUGCACAGCCUAUUAGUUCGUAUUAUCAUCCCAUUUCACCAAGCUGUUAUGGCAAUAUUAAGAAUCUGUUGUUUGUGAAGUGUGGUUCCAGGCAAUUCCUGCAUCUCAUUCCAAAUGAGAACAAGCCUAUAUGUAGUUUAUUACUCUGCAAUAGAAGUGAAGCUGGACUGAAUGAGUUAAAGGUUGUCUGUCGAUCAGCAGAAUGUGUCCUGAAACUGGCGCUCAAGGAGCCUUUUGCCUUCUUUGGAGGAGGGUGCACUGAAUGUCAUCUAGCUUCUACCAUAGAAUAUAAGAGCCUCUAUGUGACUGAUGAAAAAUUAGCAGAGCUGGGCUGCUCCAGAACAGAGUACAGAGUUGUUGCUGAUGGUUUCUGUCACUCACUUGCACGUACUGCAUCUUCAUUGGAACAUGAUGGUGGACAAAACUUCAUUGAUGCCAAAUAUGGCCAUCGUUGGUUAGUCCUGCCCAAUAUGCCUCUGCAUAUUCACUGGUCUGAAGUAUUUUCUAGAUGUGCUUGUGGAUUUUAUACAGCACACCAAAACCUGAACUGGACUAUUUUAGGUAAUAAGUCAACAAUAUUUAGCUUAGAAACAUCGCUUGAGAAGCCUAGUGAAUACUCCCCAAAUCAAUCAAUAUUGGACUCGUACAGUGCAAAACUUAAUGCUAUACAAGUAGCAGUAGAAACCGCUAAUUUGUUAGUGGAAUUGCAAUAUGUUAUUCAAGAUCAGAAUUAAAUUUGCAUACCUUCUAUAAUUAAAGCCUCUUUUCUAUCCUACUCAAUUUCAGACUUAAGAUAUAGCUUGCAACCUAGUGUCAUAGCUGUAAUGAGUUAAAACGUUGUUCUGACAAAGUUGUGGACAAAUACUGGAAAAAUUAUGCAUGUUUUUGCAUUACUGUAUUUGCCAACGUGGAGUGGAGAGCGAGUUUGUAAAUCUGGAGGGAGCAAAGAUGUUGGGAAUGGUGAGGGUGGAGUGACACUGGAGGGGUCUGGAACAGGUGGUAAAGAAGGAGUGCCAGGGCAUGGCAUGGGUGCAGGCACAUUCAGCCCUGAGACACCAGGCAAGGUCAUAUAAUUCCAAACAAUUAAUUUCUUCAUCAUUACAGAGAGCCUCUCUGGUGCUUCCUGCUCCUUCACCUCUCCCUUCUCCUAGUCAUGAUUCCCCUCUCCCUGCCCCCUUCCCACUCUCUGCCAGCAAUCAAGAUGCUUAUCAGAAUCAGGUUUAUCAUCGCACACAUGUCACAAAUUUUUUUUGCAGUAGUACAGUGCAGUACAUAAAAUUAUCACAGUACUGUGCAAAAGUGCUAGACAACAUACAGUUAAGAUGUAUUUUUGGAAAUAGCAUACCAGUGAUUGUUGGUUUAAAUUAAUUGGAGUACUUAUGUGGGAGAUACUAUGCUAAUUUUGCAUACAAGUUGUUGGAAAAAUGCAUUGGGAAAAAUCUGAAUUCUUUGCUUAUUAAUUGUUGAUUUGUUUAUGUUUAACAAGGAUUUUAUAAUGUUCACAAACUUAAAAUUUGAUUUUAGCAAAUCUUUCUACACUUUCAACAUGUAAAAUUAUCUUGUCAAAGCUUGUUGACUGAAAUCUAAUUAUAAUCAUAACUGUCUUUUAAUUGACUACCUUAAUUUAAUUGUGAUAAAGUCAAUCUUUGUUAUUCAUUGCCUUUUGUGUUUUUCAUAUUUUUAGACCUAAUAGUGGGCAACCAUCCAAAAGUUGACUCUUAGCAAGUUUAGCCACUAUGUUCAAACACAGAUCAGCUAGGGAAUUACACAUCCCUUUGAUGGUUUGUUGAUUACUAGUUCUUUGUUCUAUAAUAUAGAUAAGAGCCAAAAGGCUCUUUAAACUUAUCUAUUGUGAAAGGAUUACCUUAGGAAGAGAUCAACACAUUUGAACAAAUGGCUUGUAAUUAAGAACAAAGAACUUCAUACUUGACAAUGCACAAUUAUUGGAAAAUGUGAAGACUUGUUCUGUCUGAGAUGUGAAAUAUAUAUUCUUUUGCUUUAGAAUGUUAUUAAAAAAGAAUGGUCAUUUGUAAUUGUGCCUUUCAUAAAAUCAGAAUAUCUCCAAGUACUUCAUUGUCAACAAAGUACAUUUGAAAUACAGCUAUUUUUGAAAGGGAAAUGCAGCGUUUGUGUUCUAAUAGGAUUCCAGAAAGUGAUUAGAUGAUCAAUUUAUUGGUAUUUUAGUAUUAAUAAAAUUCCACUUUUGGUGCAAAAUAAAUUUGAAUAAACAUGAAGUAAUCUGCUUAAAUUUUCAAUUAUCUUUAUCAUGGAAUUUUUCAAAAGCAAUAGUUUGUGUAAGAUUUAACAUGUAAGAAGUUGUGGUCAAUUGUUGUCUCUCCUUUAUACAUAUCAAUCAAAAUGUAUCUACAACAAUAAUGCCCAAGUACUUCUAAUAAUAAAGGAAAAUUUUAACUAAGUGAAGAACUGGCACAAUAUUCAAUGGCCCAAGCUGGCAACUUCCCUGAACUUUGUAAAUAGUGUUAUGUACCCUGUAACGGGUUAAAAAGAACCAGCAAAAAUGGGCACACCUGGAGUCUGAGUCUUCCGUUAUUAACUCUAUUUUAUUAGUAACUACGUGAAUAAAGUGAUAUAAAACAAGAUAAGGUAAAUAGGUUAGCAAAGUAUAUGCAUGUAUGUAGGUGAGUAAAUAAGGUUCCCAAGCUUCCCCAGCUCAGGUGAUUAGGUGAUACAGUCUUACGGUGGUAUAGUAAGUAAUCAGUUCAGUUCUGGAAUUUGAUUUGAGUAGAGUUGGGGGGAGAGAGAGAGAGAGAGAUAGAGAGUUGGUUUGUCUCCCAAUGCCAAUGCUAAUUCUCCACAUUGUCCUCCUUGCUUCAUCACAAUAGCAACACAUGUUAGGAAUUGUUAUACUUGUAAUGCACUUCCUGUUUGCCGUAAUACAAGAAUUUAUAGCUCAUGUUCCUCUCGGGCUUCAAGAUGGCACUGAUCUGUGGUCUCCAUCGAGAUUGUCACUCAGACUUUUUAAGUUCAUAAGGAUGGUUUUGUGGAUAGAGAAGAGAGUUAAGGGUCAAAGGUUUAGGGACAGGCAUGUGAAGAAGUGAAAAGACGGGUGUCUGCUCUGCGUACAAAGGCCAGCGACGUGGCUGGGAGAUGAGUCAAGGCCUCUGCUCCAUGCUCAAAAGGCCAGUGAUGUGGAUGUGUGAUGAAAGAUAUCUGGAGUCCAGACCUCUACUCCAUGGUCAAAAGGCCGACGAUGUGGAUUUGGGACGAAAGACAUCUGGAGUUCCAGAUCUCCACUCCUUGCUCAAUGGCCAAUGAUGUGGACAUGGAGGAUGAAGGGAUACCUGUGGCUAUCAGGCUGUCCCAGGUCAGUCAGUGCAUACCUGUGCAAGUAAGAAGCACGAGGAAGUAUGGGGCCAGUCAGCUCGUAGUUUGCCCCAUGGGGUCCCUUCAUCAACUAGUACAGGGCUCAAUACUGAGAUCAAAACGUGAAUAUUCAUCAAAAGUCAUAGCACAAUGGCUGAAACCUGAAGGCCUUGAAAUUGGAGGACAGUCCGUGUGUGUGGGUAGGAGACGAAAGGGACUUGUUUUCUUGCUCAUUGUGUUCCAAUUUGAUAUUUUCUGUGUUGUUCUGCUGAGCAUUAUGGGCAUGUUACAUUGGCAGUGGAAUGUGUGGCGACCCUAGCAGGCUGCCUCCAGGAGACCCUUAGGUGUGUUGGUUGUUAAUGCAAACAACACAUUCCUUUGUAUGCUUGAUAUAUAUUUGAUAAGUAAGUCUGAAUUUGAGGGAACAUCCUGGAUAUUUGUCGCAGUUCACAUUCAAACAAAUCAUGAA